AAAAGUAGAAGCCUGCCAAAGAAUAGUUGGCGCAGGCGUACCAGUUUCUUUCCUCCUAAUUUUUAUCUGCUCAUUGACUUAUAUGUCUUGAUUUCAUAUAGCCAAUCUGAGCUUAAAAUGUUUCUGCAUAUCGUCUGCUUGCUUUCGCUGGCGGUAGCACUCCCUUCAAAUGUCGCCACCUCCCCUAAGCCUGGCUGCGAAAGUACAUGUGGAAACCUACAAGUUCCAUAUCCAUUCGGCAUUGGAAUCGGGUCGAAUUGUUCUAUGAGCUCAGACUUUGAUAUUUACUGCAAUACUACUGACAACCCUCCAAGGGCCUACCUUACCCGUGCCGCUUCUCCCUUUGAGGUUGUAAAAAUUUCAGAAACUAAUAUUUAUGUUAAGAACUGGAGGCAGCAGCAGAUUGUGGCAUGUUAUGCCUCGAGAGAGUAUUUUUCGUUAGAAAUAGACUACUUUGCUAAUAGUCCAUAUACCUUGUCUGAUGCAAAUCAACUUACAGUCUUUGGUUGUGAUGACUUGGCUAUUGGACAGCAUUUAUCAAGCGAUUCAAACUAUUCUGCCUACGGUGCUGGUACAUCUUGUGCGCCCUACUGUGAGAGUCGGGAAGUUUCCGGUGGUACCGGAUCUUGUCCUGGCAAUGGCUGUUGCCAGACCUCCAUAUCCAAAGGUAAAAAAUUUAUGAUGACUCGCCUAAUCAACAUGGAGCGGAAUUGGCAGCGACGCAAACUCUUUUCAUGCAGCUUUCUAUCCCUUGGAAUGAUGAACAUAACUGGUUUCACUUUCCGUUUAUCUGACCUCAAUGAUUCAACAUUUCUAAAUAAGUAUCCAGCAUUUACGGAUAUACCAUUGGUCUUGGACUGGAGGAUUGGAUCCCAAAAUUGCUCCGAAAUGCUGAGUUCUAGUAGUUAUGCAUGCAAAGAGAACAGUUAUUGUGAUGAUUCUCUUGCCGGUGUUCGAGGAUAUAAUUGUAGGUGCAUGAAAGGAUACGAGGGCACCCCUUACCUUAGCCCUGGAUGCCAUGAUAUUAAUGAAUGCAAGAAUUCUCCAUGCCACUCAAAUGGGAUAUGCAUCAAUACACCAGGAUCCUUUCAUUGUUAUUGUCCGAAUGGUUAUUAUGGUGACGGAAGCAAAAAUGGUGCUGGUUGUAUACGGAUGCCGGGAUCCAACAGCAAAGUGGCAAUAGGGGCAAGCUUGGGUGCAGGAAUGGGAUUUCUCCUACAACUAUUGACUUGCUUCUGGUUGCUUAAAUUUCUGAAAAAGAGGAAGAACAAAAAGCAAAAAGAAGAAUUCUUCAAAAGAAAUGGUGGCCUUCUAUUGCAGCAACAAAUAUCAAAACAUGAAGAUAUACUUGAGAAAACAAGACUUUUUACUGCUAAAGACUUGGAUAUGGCCACUGAUCACUUCAAUGAAAGCCGAAUACUUGGCCAAGGAGGGCAAGGGACAGUUUAUAAAGGUAUGUUAUCUGAUGGAAAACUUGUAGCAGUGAAGAAAUCUAAGUUGGUAGAUGAAAACCAGGUGGAGCAGUUCAUUAACGAGGUUGUCAUACUCUCAGAAAUCAAUCAAAGGAAUGUAGUAAAGCUAUUGGGAUGUUGUUUAGAAACAGAAGUUCCUUUGCUAGUGUAUGAGUUCAUUUCAAAUGGAACCCUUUUUGAUCUCAUCCAUGAUGAUAGUGCUGAGUUCCCCUUUUUAUGGAACAUGCGCUUAAAAAUUGCAGUAGAAGUUGCAGGGGCACUUGCUUAUCUUCAUUAUGCAACUUCCGUUCCCAUCUAUCAUAGAGACAUUAAGUCUAGCAACAUACUUUUGGAUGAAAAGUAUGUAUCAAAAGUUUCAGAUUUUGGAACUUCAAGAUCAAUUGAAGUGGAUAAAACUCAUCUAACUACUUUGGUGAAAGGGACAUUUGGAUAUCUUGAUCCUGAGUACUUCCAGUCCAGUCAAUUUACAGAAAAGAGUGAUGUAUAUAGCUUUGGAGUUGUUCUUGUUGAGCUCUUGACUGGAAAAAGACCAAUUUCUUCCGAUAGAACUGAAGAGGAAAGGAGUUUAGCGACUAGAUUUUUGUUGUGCAUGGAAAGAAACAAUCUUGAAACAAUUCUUAACUCCCAAGUUUUAGAGCAAGGUAAAAGAGAAGAAUUGACUGCCGUUGCAAAAGUUGCACAAAGGUGCUUAAAUUUGAAUGGGAAAAACAGGCCAACUAUGAAGGAAGUAGCCAUGGAGUUGGAGAGUAUUAAAAUGUCUCAAACGCUUUCAACCUCUGUAGAAACAACAUUUGAAGGAGUAAGGCUUCUCAAUGGAGAAUUAGCAAUGCUCCCGGAUGCUGACUACACGUGGACAAGUAUUUCUGAGAGCACCUUCACAUCAUCCGACGUCACUCCAUUUAUGACUAAAACAUUUUGAUUUUAAAUAGCAUUUAUAGGCAACAAGAAGUAGAUCUUUCUACCAUACGUAGGCAUUUCUAAAACCAUUGUAGCUCUAAUAAGCAUACAGUUUGUGAUUUUUAAUGGUUUCUAUGUUAUGAGGUAGCGGAUCUUUCAGAUUAUGUGAUCUUUCAGAACUAUUUCCUCGUUUGCUGUAAAGUCAAAUUUUAUCGAUUCUCCAAUGUAAGUUCAUUUCCAUAUCAAAUAGAGACAUUCAUCUCUCUCUCCCUCCC
This is a messenger RNA of Olea europaea var. sylvestris, 2644 nucleotides long. Its product is annotated as wall-associated receptor kinase-like 1. NCBI's taxonomy places the organism in Eukaryota, Viridiplantae, Streptophyta, Magnoliopsida, Lamiales, Oleaceae. The transcript is spliced from 3 exons. Bases 118 to 2391 code for a protein of 757 amino acids. The record is from RefSeq and is a predicted model, not a curated record. Gene Ontology annotation, biological process: cell surface receptor signaling pathway; protein phosphorylation. Gene Ontology annotation, cellular component: plasma membrane. Gene Ontology annotation, molecular function: calcium ion binding; polysaccharide binding; protein serine/threonine kinase activity.